Messenger RNA from Melanaphis sacchari, 2249 nucleotides. RefSeq names its product myrosinase 1-like. The transcript is spliced from 12 exons. Gene Ontology annotation, biological process: carbohydrate metabolic process. NCBI's taxonomy places the organism in Eukaryota, Metazoa, Arthropoda, Insecta, Hemiptera, Aphididae. Gene Ontology annotation, molecular function: beta-glucosidase activity. Bases 350 to 2116 code for a protein of 588 amino acids. The record is from RefSeq and is a predicted model, not a curated record.
UCACAUUUGACAUGUCACAAGGGUGGUAGGUGGAACAGGUUCAUCCCCUUCAUGGUUUAUAAUGUCGUGCUAUUAAAGUUCGUCACUCUUGAGUAGGUCGGAGGUCCUAGACCCUAGUUCACCAUUUUGGAAUGCUAAUGUGAUUCUGCAGAUCAAUAAUUGACAGUAGUUUAAUACAUCAAUUUUUAUUUUUUUCUUGGUCGUCUCUGGAUAUUGUAACGAGCUGGAAUUUCCCAAAGGAUUUUUAUUCGGGGCUGGCAGUAGCGCGUAUCAAGUAGAAGGAGCAUGGAACAUUUCUGGCAAGUCCGAGAGUAUCUGGGAUGAUUUGACGCAUCAUAGGAAACAUUUGAUGUUCAUACACACGUUUGUGCCGAAGAUAAACAAAAACAUUAACUUUCGUUUAUCCGAGCCGUCGACAGACGCCCUUUUUUUCGCCUCCAAGACCACCCCUAUCUUGGGCCAUCAACCCGUCGAGCCAACCUCCUCUUACAUGGAGACCAUAGAUAAGUACAUGCAACAGUGGCUGGAUGGUAAAUACACUGCGAUGGUUGGCGCUCCACCGUCUUCAAAUUUCAACCAACUAUUCAGUAUUAAUUACAACUUGACGGACUUUUCCUACGGCACGCAACCGUUGAUGGUUGAUCUGCCACACCGGCCGCCUAGGGUGGUGGACUACUACAAAGGGGUAGCCAUUUAUGAACCGCUACCCGACAAUUUGUUUCGUUUUGUGCUCAAACUUCCUUCCAUCAAUGAAAUUUCCACUUACGACUUGUACACUUUGCACACAGAGUCUCGCCCCGAUCUAAACACGGCUACUGGAGACGUAGCAUGCAAUUCGUAUUACAAGAUCGAUGAAGACGUUAAAUUGCUGAAGGAUCUCGGGGCAAAAGUUUAUAGAUUUUCAUUAAGUUGGCCAAGACUAUAUCCAAAGGGAAAUGCCCGAGAAUUUAAUGAAGAUGGUGUAAAUUAUUACAAUAGAUUAAUAAACACACUUAAAGAAAAUGGUAUUGAACCUUUUGUUACAAUACAUCAUUUUGAUUUACCAAGGACUCUGCAAAUGAUUGGUGGUUGGUCAAAUAAGGCCAUGAUAAUUUAUUUUAAAAUAUUUGCCGAUUUUGCCUUCAAAACUUUUGGUGACCGAGUUAAACUAUGGACAACAAUUAAUGAACCUUCUGUGGCGGUUGAAGGAUACAAGUCUGUGAAUGCUGCUCCAGCGUUUGGACAUCAUAUGAGUGGUGUAGCCGAUUAUUUAGCUAUACACAAUAUGAUCCUUGCCCAUGCUAAUGCAUAUGAUAUUUAUAAAAAACAAUACAAAUCUACCCAAAAUGGGAAAAUUAGUGUUAAUGUAGUUGGUGAUUGGUAUUUUCCGUUAAAUAAAGACAAACAAGAGGAUAAAGAUACUGCUGAAGCAGCAUUAAAGUUUCAAACUGGGAUGAUACUCCAUCCAUUGACCUAUGGUGAUUACCCAGAAGAAGUACGAUACAGAGUAUACAAUAAUAGUGAACGACUAAAUAUCUCUAAUUUGCGUUUACAAAACUUUACUGAUGAUGAAAAAAAAUUAAUUAAAGGUUCUUAUGAUUUUGUGUCAUUAAAUCAUUAUAUGUCCUUCGAAGUGACUGAUUUGCCUCCAAAUGAAAGAGAAGGAAAAAGUGUAAGUGAACUCGAUGCAAAUAUAAAAAGGAUGCUACUUAAAAGUGAUGAAGAACUUGAAAAUAAACCAUGGUGUAAAAAUACACCGGAAGGAAUGUCUUCGAUUCUAAAUUGGAUUGAUAAGACUUACAACCAUCCAGAAAUUUUUAUUUCUGAAAAUGGAUAUCCAGAACCAGAAGGAUUAAAUUUUUCUUCAAAGAAAUUGGAAUACCAUCACGAUCACCUAAACCACACACUUAUUGCAAUUAAAAAUUACAAUGUUAAGGUUAUCGGAUACUGUGUUUGGUCUUUAAUGGAUUCCAUGGAAUGGUUGAAUGGUUACAGGUUGAAAUACGGAAUUUACAAAGUCGACUUCGACAACGAUGACAGACCACGUACAAACAAGUCAUCAACCAAGUGGUUCAGCGAGGUAUUCAAAAAUGGAAAACUGGUUAAACCGUUCUUAACAAACGAAAAUUGUUGUUAAAAAAAAAUAAUGCUGAAAUAAUAUAUGUACAACUCUAAUUAAAUAACUAAUAUACAAUAAACGCUAUUUUAUUUAUUCCUUAUAUAUUACUCAAGUGAUAUAAUUAUUAAACUGCAGGUUCAAAUGAUUGAAU